CCGUGUUGCUGUGCGCGUAGAGCUGACCACGAUGAUGCUGGAGCGGAGCAGAUUGACAGUGAUGGCGGAUAUCAUCUUAAGCAGGAGACACUCGUCUAACGGGGAUGAGACGAUUCACUGUCGCUGCUCAAGAGCCUUCGUGCAGGAUCGAGAAUUAUAUCGUUCUGAUAACAGACAGCUCUCCGACGACCAAACAAAUACUAAAGUCCAAGAAGCAGACGAUAAAGAAGAGGAGGCAGAGAAGGAGAUGCUGGAUGAUGAGACUCAGCUUAUGGCCAGCAUGGGUCUGCCUUUGGCCUUUGUCAGCUCAUCUGAUAAAAGGACAGUGGGGAAGAGGUCUAACAGGAUGGCUGUCACAUGCUGGGAAGAAGCAGCUGAAGAAGAGAAAGGUCAAUACGGUCUAGAGGUUGACAACAAAGAAGAGUUACAGGAGGCACUGGAAACUCAAGACUGUCAUGAUGUUCAUGGUCUUUACGAGUCUGAUGAGCCGCUGGUGUGUGAUUUAUGGGUGACAGGAGGGAUUCAAGAUGCUGGGUGGGAAAACUACUGGGCUCAACAAGGAGAAACUCUGCUAUGGAGCAACUGGCUUGAGAAACAUCCAGAGACUAAACUGCUGUUUGCAGUAGACCCUGGAACAGUGACUGCUCCUUGGGACAACCCAGAUACAAAGGCUGCCUGGGACAAGCAUGCUGCAGAGACCUAUUACUCUUACUGGGAGCUGUACAUGUAUUGGGCAGCACAAGGCUGGACCACUGAGCAGUCUGUUGGUAUUGGGAACACUGGUGGGGAAGAGGCAGCAGGGUUGAUGGACAGAGAUAUUCCAGCACAAUCAGCUGGACAAAGGAAGGGGCAAACUGAAGCUCAGAGCCAAAAAAGAGAAGAUGACGUUGAGGUUUUGAACGAUCUGUUUGAACAAACCUGCAUGUUAAAGACAGGUGAUCAGAGUGACAGACAGUGCGUGAGUGUGGUUGAUCCCAAACAGCAGUCAGAGAGAGAGCUCUGUGGGUCAGAUGAGCCUUCUGAUGGUGGGAAUGAUCGCAAGAGAUCUGCUGCCUCCUCACAGCAGAACACAGCUGAACAAACGGCUUCAGAUCCCCAGCAGGCUGCUGUUAGACCUGAGAGACAGUAUGACGCAAGGAAGAUGCCAGAUAAAGGAGAGGAUGAUGAUGAUGAUGAUGACAAACCGGAUCGAGGAGGAUACAGUAAACUCAAACGCAGUCAUGAGCUGGAUGUGGAGGAGAGCCCACAUCUGACACCUGAGGAAGCUUGGAGUAAACUCAGACUCAAACACAACCCAGAGCCUCAGUUUGACAGUGUGAUAAGCUUUAAAGGCAGACCUGGUCCAAAGUGUAAGAGGACUAGGAGAGCAGUCUGCAGCAUCAACAAGCACACCAGGUUCUCUGUGAUGGAUGAAGAUAGCGCACAGCCACAGAUCAGCACCCCCGUCUGCAAGGUCAAAAAUUUCCUUGAAAUGGUCAAGAAAGCGACUCACUUUGACCAGUGUGAGGUGGAAGGAGGAAACUCAUCAGAGGUCAAGCCUCCAUUUCUUGUAGAAGUGAUAGGAGAAGAAGAGAGGAGGAGGAGCAAGGAGCUGAAGAGUGUUGAAAAAGAAGAAGAGAGCUUGAAAGAAGAGGGCUCUAACUGUGCGUCCAGUUUAGAAGCAGAGAGGAGUAAAUGCACUCUGCCAAACACUCCUUUUAACUUUGCCAGUGGGUCUGUGGACAGUGAAAGGAAGGAGGAGGUAAAGGAUCAGCCCUGGAGACAGUUGACAUGCCAACAAAACAUGUCAGAUGUGCCUGAAGAAUUGAAUAUGAAAGAUGUAAAGAAGCCAAAGAAGAAGAAUGGUAGGCGAGGAAGGAACCAGGAGAUCCCAGCAGAGAUGGCAGCUGAUCCAGAGCUGGCUAAGUACUGGGCUCAACGCUACAGACUCUUCUCUCACUUUGAUGAAGGGAUUAAGCUUGACCGAGAGGGUUGGUUCUCUGUUACUCCGGAGAGGAUUGCUGAACACAUCGCCCUCAGGGUGGACCACAGCUUUUCUGACUCUCAUUUGGUCAUAGAUGCUUUCUGUGGUGUGGGAGGAAACGCCAUCCAGUUCGCUCUCACUGGAAAGAGAGUCUUGGCCAUUGAUAUCGAUGCAAUACGGUUGGAUAUGGCUCGACACAAUGCUGCGAUUUACCGUGUUGCAGACCGAAUUGAUUUCCUGCAAGGCGACUUCCUUCAACUGGCACCCCGUCUGCGUGGUGAUGUGGUCUUCCUGUCACCACCAUGGGGAGGACCAGACUACCUGACUGCUGAGGUGUUUGACAUAAGUGCCAUGAUGGAGCCUGAUGGAUUUGAGAUUUUCCGCCUGGCCAAAAUGAUAUCAGACAACAUAGUGUACUUCCUGCCUCGCAAUGCUGACAUGGAUCAGGUGGUAUCUUUGGCAGGUCCGGGAGGGAAGGUGGAGGUGGAGCAGAACUUCCUGAAUAACAAGCUGAAGACUGUGACUGCUUACUUUGGCAACUUGAUAAAGUGUGACAGCAAUUAACCAUGGCAAGGGAGUAGACUUUUAUGGAUUUGUUCAGUGCAAUUAGAAAGGAAAACAAUCUUUCUCCUGUAUUCCUCUGUUUUUAUUGUGGCCUACUGGAUUGGAUUCACAACACAUUGUAUUCACUUUAGGGAUCCAGAAAAUUAUGUUAAACAGCUUGUGUAGUUUUUAGGUUUUGGGAGGGGGAUGUGUGUGUGUGUGUGUGUGUGUGUGUGUGUGUGUGUGUGUGUGUGUGUGUGUGUGUGUGUGUGUGUGUGUGUGUGUGUGUGUGUGUUAUGAAAGUUUUAAUUAACAAUUUAUACAUCUGCUUUUUUAAUUUUUCAUCUUGACCUAAUAAAUGCUUUUCAAGA
Molecule: messenger RNA, 2877 nt
Organism: Acanthochromis polyacanthus (spiny chromis)
Lineage: Eukaryota; Metazoa; Chordata; Actinopteri; Pomacentridae
Gene: tgs1
Product: trimethylguanosine synthase 1
Exons: 16
Coding region: 32-2527 (831 amino acids)
Biological process (GO): 7-methylguanosine cap hypermethylation; 7-methylguanosine RNA capping
Cellular component (GO): nucleus
Molecular function (GO): RNA cap trimethylguanosine synthase activity
Source: RefSeq, a predicted model, not a curated record